AUGUAUUUUCAAGUUGUGAUCAAUUCAUUUUCAGGAUUUGGUCCAUUUUGCCUCAAAUUCAAGCCAAAUGAGCCAUGCACUGUCUACGAUUUGAAGCAAAAAUUAGCCAGCACAACAACAUUUAGCGUCGAAGAACAGAAGAUCAGGUCUUUGGGGGGCCGCAUUUUGACAGAUAAUGAUAAUCUGUUUCAGGAUUACUCCAUUCAAGAAGGCCCCAUCAUUUUAAAUUUAACUGUGCGAUUAAUAGGAGGAAGAGACAGCCAUCAAAGCAGAAGAAAGAAAAAGGCCUGCAUCGAUGCUGAACUAAUCCAGUACAAUGAUACAACGGCACUUGCAAGCAGAAAGGGCAAAGAAAAAGAAUCCAGAAAGCGCAAAUUAGCUUAG
Mucor velutinosus is the source of this 384-nucleotide messenger RNA. Its product is annotated as cysteinyl-tRNA synthetase. Gene Ontology annotation, molecular function: protein binding. Lineage: Eukaryota; Fungi; Mucoromycota; Mucoromycetes; Mucorales; Mucoraceae. The transcript has a single exon. The record is from RefSeq and is a predicted model, not a curated record. The coding region runs from base 1 to 384 and encodes 127 amino acids.